CUCCGAUAGAGCUCGACAGCGCAGUGCGAAAGCGAUAGCGGAAGGGGAAAGGGGUGAUUUUACUGAAAUUGUUCAAUUCUUGUCUACGCAAUUAAUCGAGAAUCUUUAAAAAACGAUUAAAUUAAUAACAACGAGUCUGCCUUCGGUGGCGAAGGUUUAUUUUUCUUGGGGGUUAGCCCACUGGGCUCUCUCGGCCCAAAAGCGUGGAGAGAUGUCGAUUCGGACAGCAGUCCAUCGUUUCGUACAAAAUGGUCGGGCUCUACUGCAUUCAUUCAGAAAUACCGAGUGCUUCUACUCUAAUUUCCAUCAAAGGAACUAUCACGACAAGAUACACGUUGUGCAAGUAGGCAAGUCCCAGGGCUGGUUGCCCCAGGGUAAUAGCAAUGUGUCCAGCACAGGAAAACACCUUGGUUACUUGGGGACCCAUGCUCGACGAAUCUUUGUAGAUAACAUCUUGAAGCGAGUCACUAAUAGUUUAGCUGCUGACUUGCGUAGAAGAGCUGCUAGUAGAUUGGUCUUUGGUGGAGACUCAGCUCCUUUUUUUGCUUUGGUUGGUGUGUCAUUGGCAUCUGGUACUGGAAUAUUAACAAAAGAAGAUGAAUUGGAAGGAGUCUGCUGGGAAAUUCGGGAAUCUGUAUCAAAAUUGCAAUGGAACACACCACAAAAUGACAAAAAUUACAAAACAAUCAAAAACGAAGAGAAAGUUCUUAGUUUAAAAGAUUUUAUAAUUGGCCCUGCAAUCGCGAAAGGAUGCUCUGCGGUUGUUUACUCGGCAAGAUUUAACGAUUCUCCAAGUACUGAAAACCAGAUAAACAUUGACGAUAAAACAAAAGAUAUAACUUCAUUUCCAUUGGCGUUAAAAAUGAUGUUCAAUUAUGAUACCGAAUCGAAUGCGUUGUCUAUUCUGAGGUCCAUGUAUCGGGAAACCGUACCAGCCAGAAGAUAUUUACAAAACGAGGAAUUAGCUGACUGGGAAAUGAAAAUGGUCGAGAGGAAAACAAAGCUCCCUCCGCAUCCAAAUGUCGUAGCGAUGUAUUAUGUUUUUGCUGAUAGAGUACCAGUGUUACCUGGUUCUUUGAGAAUGUAUCCGGAUGCAUUACCCGCACGUAUCAACCCUCAGGGAUCUGGAAGAAACAUGAGCUUAUUUCUGCUAAUGAAAAGAUAUGACACUACGUUGAAACAAUAUUUGAGCAAUCACAACUUGAAUAUGAGGGAAUCAAUACUACUGCUGGCUCAAUUACUGGAGGGUAUAACUCAUUUGAAUGUACAUGGCAUUGCACACCGUGACCUGAAGAGUGAUAAUAUUUUGUUAGACUUGUCAGAAGAAGCAGAGAAUUGUCCAUCUUUGGUAAUCACAGACUUUGGAUGUUGCCUGGCGGAUAAACGUCAUGGAUUGUACCUGCCUUACAACACUCAUGAUAUCGACAAAGGCGGGAAUGCAGCUCUAAUGGCGCCAGAAGUAAUUACAGCAGAACCUGGUCCAUUUACCAGUAUCAAUUACACAAAAGCUGAUCUUUGGACAGUUGGGACCAUAGCAUAUGAAAUAUUUGGUAUGAAAAAUCCGUUCCAUAGCGACAAGGAAGGGACUUCUCUUAAAAAUCACAAUUAUAAAGAGACGGAUCUGCAACCUCUGCCUAACCAUAUGCCAACUAUUAUUUCUGCACUCAUUAAGAAUUUAUUGUCGAGGAGCUUGUAUAAGAGACUCGACACGGAAACUGCAGCAACCAUAGUACAAUUGCACUUAUGGGCACCAAGCGCUUGGUUUAGGGGCGAAUGGAAAUUGCCAUCAACUAAUGAAAUUAUGCAAUGGCUUCUGUGCUUAACAACAAAAGUACUUUGCGAAGGGCGAAAUUCCAUGUUACAACUACCAGAAGUACUGGAAAAUGAGAAUGUCCAGGAAGACAGAAAACAGAAUUCUUAUCAUAAAUCAUUUUCCACAAAAUCUUGUGGAAGACGUACCAUGCCGGAAUAUCAAUUAAUCGCUAGUUUCCUUGGUAGAGUAACGCUUGGCAACAUUAGAACUGCUUUAAAAUGGAUACAGCAGAAUGUAUAAUAUACUUUUCCGCGAAGAGAAUGAAAAAUAACAAGAAAGAAGUAUUUUAACGCCUGCUUAUCGAAGGACAUAACUGUUCUAUGUUAUUUAUCGGUUGAAAUGAGAAUCAUUGAAAUAAUUUUAUAUAUUUGAUUUUAUCAUAUAUUAUCGUUAAACGUUCCUCAGUUGUUUUUCCUUAUAUUAAUUUAUUUUUGAUACUGUAAGAGGCACGAAAGAGUCAUAUUUGUAAUUGUAUAGAUUAUUUCGCUGUAAAAAAGACCAGCGGAUAUUAUCGAAAAGAUAUGGUGAUUCUUAUUAUAUUGUGAUCUUAUAGUGAUUCACGUGCCUUGUAAUUAAACGAUAUUAGAAAGUAUUGUAAAACUUAUUUAUUUUUGGCCAUUUUAUUGUAUUCAUUUUAUUUGUCAGAAAUAAAUAAAUCGAUAAAAUAA
This is a messenger RNA of Bombus pascuorum, 2481 nucleotides long. It is a transcript of the gene Pink1, whose product is annotated as serine/threonine-protein kinase Pink1, mitochondrial. The record is from RefSeq and is a predicted model, not a curated record. Gene Ontology annotation, biological process: protein phosphorylation; regulation of apoptotic process; autophagy of mitochondrion. The transcript has 7 exons. Bases 212 to 2053 code for a protein of 613 amino acids. Gene Ontology annotation, cellular component: mitochondrion. Lineage: Eukaryota; Metazoa; Arthropoda; Insecta; Hymenoptera; Apidae. Gene Ontology annotation, molecular function: ATP binding; protein serine/threonine kinase activity.